AUGACCGUCAAUGACAAUGGCAACACAUUACUUGGUUCAGCACUUGCUCGAUUCAUAUCAGAUAGAUCCCAAACAGUCCGACCGAGUAAUAAGAAGAGGAAGAAUCAAAAGAGGAAAGAGAUACCUCAACUAUUGUUGACAAUCAACAAUCUGUUCAAAGUUGCAGUGAAGAUGAACAAUGAUGUCAUUAUGAUCCACUUGAUUAAGAGAUGGAUACAAGGAGUGGAAGAGUUGAGGACUGGUGAUAUGGACGAUGAUAUGAUCAACAAUCUUGUCAAGACAUCUUUGUUGGCUAAAUCAUAUCCACCAUUACCCAAAGGAAAUGACAAAGUGGAGCUCAGUCGACUGAUGAUCGAGUUCCUCCUCACACUGCCUAAUGAUAUGAUACCUUUGUUAUGGGAGGGCUGCAUGGAGGACUCGACCGGGUCUGACUUGGACUUUUUCCUUGACGUGGUCAGCUACACGUCCAAAAUAGAUCGACCCGUCAACAUCAUCGAACAGUACAUCAUCACAUUACGUCCCGUGUUUACCAACCAUCAAACACGUGUAAUCAAUGACUUUGAACACCUUCUCUCGCAAGGUAUAUCUCGUAUAGACCAAGUACCGGUCGCCGGGGGCAUGCUCAGAAUGGCACACCAACGCAAACACUUUGACCUGUUCUUGAAGGUCGUCCAACACUUGGACUGGGUCGAGGACGAGAACCAUCAUGUGACUUGUACAGGCCUGCUCUCAUCAUCACGACCUGUGACCUUGGGCUCAUUCAAAGCAAUCUUUCAUCUGACCAAAAGUUGCCUCAAUAAGAUCGUCCGCCGUGGUGACAUCAACUUCCUGCAGCAUAUCAAACAUCUGCUGCCAGACAUCAUGAGCGAUUUCGCUGCCCAUCCACAAUCAUAUCAAUACCCACUGUUUGAUGAGUACCUUCUUAAUGAUGCACUUGGGGCCGGUCAUUAUGAAUGUGCCGUCUUCAUUAUGGACAACAUCAUAAUGCAGUACCAACCACCAAACAUCGAUAAUAAUGGUGAUGAUGAUGAUGAUGCCAGACCACUAUGGUUUGUUGGAUACUCAAUCGACUUAUCGAAUCACAAGCAUGAUUGGUUGACGCUGAUUGAUCGGCUGCUCAACAAUGAGCGAGUGUCAGCAAACUUGUUUGAUAUCUAUUCAUCGGCGAUCAGGGCCAGACACAUGGAUGUGAUCAAGCGUGUCGAGCAAGCCAAUGACAAUCGACUACCAACAUCAUAUGGACUAUCCAUGGGUCCAUUGCUCAAUGUUGCAAUUAGGGAGCAAUACAUCGAAGGCAUCAAAUCAAUCAUACAAUACAUUGUGGAGAUGAUCUUGGCGGCAGUCCCACCGGGUAUCCUACAAUUCAGAGUCAAGCAUCGAACACUUUGCAAACUCUCUGCCAGCACGGUCAACCUGAUGAUAAAGUAUGGACACAACCAGCAUUACUCUGAAGUCUUGGCAUAUAAUGCAGCAUUGCUUGGACAGCUGGACUUGUUCAAAACGUUGUGUCCGCCUCAAAACAAUCACAUGGUCACGCACUGGAUUUCACAUGUCUGCAAACAUGGACAAGAUCAUGAAGGCAUGGCCAGUAUGAUCAAACAUCUAUUUGAGAUCGCCCCGCCACAAUACUCCAUCAGGAAACUUGUAUUGCAAUCAUUGAUCAACUUUAGUCAAGGUCACAAGGUUGACGCACUCCUGGCUACACCAAAUCACACAAGUCGCAAUGAACCUUUGGAAAGACGCCCUGCCAAGCCCGGCAUGUUGGAGUCUCUUGGAGAUGUCCUGUCAUUCUUUAACAUGCGUCCAGAGCCAAGGCAUUUACGUGGACAUUCACUUGGACAUUCCAACCAUCGUAUAUACCAUGAUGUCAGUGCGCUUAGCAGGGAAGAGAUCGAGUUCAUCUGGUCCAGAGUGAACGACAUCGCCAAAGAAUGCCAAUUCUUCAUCAACGAUGUCUUGUCAUCACAAGCUGCCGUGAACAACAUCAUCACGUACCAGGUGGUAUUGGACAGUUUGAUUGAGGGUGGUCACUUCCAGACAUCUCAGCCAUUCAUUCGUGCACCAAGUCCAGGACUCAUCAGAGCCAGGGCGUCUACCAAUCGACGAUAUGCAUCAUCUCUAUCAAUUCUCAAACUAUUCAAUCCACAAUGUCCUGAAAGUCGACAAUAUAGUCAACUGCUCAUUCCACUUACAGAGGAUGAGAUCAAGCAACAUCAAUCAAUGUUCAUUGAUCUUGGAGUGUUUGAACCCUUGCCCUCGCCCUCGACCUCGCCCUCGCCCAUAAACAUUGUAGUUUCAUGGCUAGCAUCUUUGUUUAGGUUGAGAUAA
Molecule: messenger RNA, 2328 nt
Organism: Acytostelium subglobosum LB1
Lineage: Eukaryota; Evosea; Eumycetozoa; Acytosteliales; Acytosteliaceae
Exons: 3
Coding region: 1-2328 (775 amino acids)
Source: RefSeq, a predicted model, not a curated record